Molecule: messenger RNA, 2172 nt
Organism: Annulohypoxylon truncatum
Lineage: Eukaryota; Fungi; Ascomycota; Sordariomycetes; Xylariales; Hypoxylaceae
Product: SIS domain-containing protein
Exons: 1
Coding region: 439-1770 (443 amino acids)
Biological process (GO): carbohydrate derivative metabolic process
Molecular function (GO): carbohydrate derivative binding
Source: RefSeq, a predicted model, not a curated record
GUUAUCUCUUUUGAUUUGUAAAUAUGCACUUCUCAUCUACCAUCCGAGAUUGUUAAAUACUUUCAUUUUUGUCUCGAUCGCUAGAAGUCCAACUCUACCUGCGUAGGUAAACUAACUUGGCCCUGGAGGUCGCGGUAUCUGGGCCGUCCCGGAACUAUAAAAAAAAAAGCCACUUGGGGUUAAAAUAUAUUAGACCUCCAUCUAGACAAAAUCCGAAGGAGAUCUAAGGCACGCUAAGAAUCUUCCUCCUGAGCAACUGUCACUACCAUUGUCAUCGUCAUGGACGACUGAAUUUGCCCUAGCAGUCCUGUGCUAUGAGCACUCUGGAGUCUUCGAAUCGAACGAUUUCGUGUGCAAAGGCGAAAGGGUUGCAGUCAAUAUUUUUGGCGAUUCCUUACUGUAUUACUUCAGCCGUUUAUUGGCGCAGGAUACUGGUUUAUGACAAUGGUUGAGCAUCACCCCGUUCAUAAUAGCGAAGUCUAUCUAUUAGGAUUGACGCCGCGCCCUACUAUUCCACCUCCAUCUCCGCCGUCCCCAUCGACGCCGACGGAAGCCGAACCAAGCACCGUUAUCGAAGAGCUCUGCUUAGACGACGUCGACUCCUUUGAAGAUGCUCCGGAAACGGACUCGCUUACCAAGCAACGGCUCUCGGGUGCCGUCCAUGUCCUAAACACCGAAGCGACAGCUCUACGCAACCUCACCCACCUAUACAAGACCGACGUAACGGCCACGCAGGGCUUCGACGCCGCGAUAAGCGCUAUAACGAGGCAUGGCGGCGAACGGGGCGGCAAGCUAGUCAUCAGCGGCGUAGGGAAAUCGGGCCAUAUCGCCAAGAAGCUCGUCGCGACCUUCAACAGCCUCGGUGUGCCCGCGACGUUCCUGCACCCGACCGAGGCCCUGCACGGCGACCUGGGUAAGGUCGGGAAGCACGACACCGUGCUCCUCAUCACCUUCUCGGGCCGUACGGCCGAGCUGCUUGCGCUGCUGCCGCACCUGGACCCGGCGCUCCCCGUCGUUGUGCUGACGUCGCACGCGCGCCCCGACGCCUGCGAGCUCGUCCGCCGUCGCCCGGGAGCCGUCCUCCUGCCGGCCCCCAUCCACGAGCCCGAGGCCGCCUCGUUCGGCGUCUCGGCCCCCACGACCUCGACGACGGCCGCCCUGGCCCUCGGCGACGCCUUAGCUGUUGUCGCCGCUCAGGAGUUGCACUCUAUCGCCGCCGUGCCUGCUGUCUUCGCGCGCAAUCACCCCGGCGGCGCUAUCGGACAGGCCGCGCGCAAGCCCCGUCUGCUGCGCGACCUCGCCGUCCCGCUCGCUGAGAUCCCGGUUUGGGCGCCUGGCCGCCACGCUGCCCUCCCAAAUUCCCACCCAAACCCGAAUUCUCGGCAUAGCGAUGAUCCGAACGACGACGAGGACGACGAGGAGCCCUGCGGCGCGGAUAUCCUGAAGCUGGGCUACGACUCGCGGUCAGGGUGGGCGCAAGUGGGCGAUGCGAUCGCGUCGCCGGGCCGCGUGAGGAGGCUCGACGCGAAGAGCCUCGCGUGGCGCGCUUCCACGAUCCCGGAUCUGCUGGUGGAGCGCGGUGAGUGGAUCAGCAUACGCGCCGACACGCGCAUCAGCCAGGCGGCGGAGUGGCUGCGGGAGCCGCUCAGGUCGCCCGGGUACGGCGGCGAGGCGGCGUGCAAGGAGGAUUCGAUACUGGCGGUCGUGGAGGACGGCGAGGUUGUCGGGGUGCUGGAGGCGGGGCAGCUUUUGGGGUGGCAGCUGGAGUGAUAUGUACAUAACUCUUGGGUGUAAGGACCUAAAGGGGGGGAAUGAUGGAUGAAUAAGUGUGCGCUAUAUAUACCUACACUGAACCCAAGGGCUUGGACUCAACAUGGGAAGAAUAUUUGAAGAUGGGAUAGGAUCGAUAUUCUGGUUAUAAAGCAUGUUUAGGGUUGGGCUUUAAAAUGCAGUCUGCGGAUUGGAUGGGUCUCUGUUUGGCCUAGGUACCGGAUACGAUAUCUGAGGCCUAAUGAUAAUCCUUAACGGGGCUUAUCAUCUAAGGGUGUCCGUCAUAUAAUGAGCUUGUUCUCACAUUUCUACUGAUCAUUCAUGUUGUAAACUGCCGAAAUUGAUGCUGUGUAGCUGUAUCUGAGUUGGUUCUAUCUAGCUCAAGGAGUGUUGGAAAGACUU